UUAUAUACUUUCAGGAUCAAUAUGCAAUUCACUUGAAACAAACCAACUUUGGUUUUCUCUCAAAGUCCUUCUGUUUCCUUGACGACGGCUAAUUCUAGCUCUCCAUAGGUGUACUCAAAGGUCCAAAUCCAGGAGAUUCUUAAUUUACAACGUCACCCAUCUCAAUACAUUUGCUUGAAUCUAUUCGUCUAUGCCACGUGGGUUUCACAGAAUGAGGUUAAAUUGUUGCAGUGAUAGUAAAUUCUUCAGUUCUUUACCCCCUUUGUCUCCUAUUCCACUCCCAUCUUCAAGGGAGACACAUCUUUGGUAUGUAAUACCUAAUGAAGUGAAGGGUGAACCUCUUAUGAACAAAUAUAUGGAAAUUCUAUCCCCAUGUGAGAAAGAAAAUGUGUUAAGUAUGCAAGGAGAGGAGCUGAGGACAAGUGCUUUACUCGCCCGUACGCUUGUUAGAACCACCAUUGCAAGAUAUCAGAUAAAUUCUUCAAUCUCACCCAAAUCCCUCAAGUUUAGGAGGAACAUUCAUGGGAAGCCUGAGGUAGAUUGGCAACAAUGUGAUCAUUGUGGCGCCCCUCCUUUGCAUUUCAACAUCUCGCAUACAUCGUCUCUGGUAGCCUGUGGUGUGACAAUAAAUUCUCCUAUUGGUGUUGACGUGGAAGCAAAGAAAAGGACUGUAAAGCACAAUGUUUUGAAUUUGGCUAGAAGAUACUUCUCAGAACAUGAACUUGAAGUGUUGUCUGCUGUUAAAGAUCCUCGUCUUCAGCACCAGGAGUUUAUGAAGUUAUGGACACUAAAGGAGGCAUAUGUGAAAGCACUGGGGAGAGGUUUUUCAGCUUCACCUUUCAACACAUUUACGAUUCGUUUUGGAAGUGCUAUUGGAGUAACCUCUCACAACAACAACAUAUCCAGUGUAAUCCCACAGGCAUCUGAAAUAUCAGUGGAUGAUCCCAGUGACCAGACAGGCAAUUGGGAGUUUAUGCUCCUGGAGUUGGCUGGUUCUCAUUAUGCAGCCAUUUGCACGGAAAAGGAUCUCAUAAAUGAAGGUAAUAGGAAAGCUCCUAUGAAGUUAACAGUCUGGAAGACAAUUCCGUUUGUUGAAGACAAGUGUGUGUCUGGAACAGAGACAGUUCAUAUACUUUUUGGCUCGAGAUAAUACCUACUAAGUGUUGCUUGCUCUGUUUCUGGCUUGAAGUGGCUAUUUUGACCAAAAAGUUCUAUCCAGUUUACUGGAACCAGCAUGAAAAAUUUGCAUUCUUAACCAUGUUUGUGAUAUAAUCUGAAAUUUGCCGACCAAAUGGUGCCUUCUUCUGCGGUAGCAGUUUUCGUGAUAUGGGAAUAGUAUUGGCACUAACAUUUUUCCAGUUAGUACUGGUUGAAAGCAAUGUUAUCGUGCCCUCUAAAACAGUUAGUUUUUUUUUUUUU
This is a messenger RNA of Lycium ferocissimum, 1419 nucleotides long. RefSeq lists its product as uncharacterized. The record is from RefSeq and is a predicted model, not a curated record. Gene Ontology annotation, molecular function: holo-[acyl-carrier-protein] synthase activity; magnesium ion binding. Gene Ontology annotation, cellular component: cytosol. Bases 191 to 1150 code for a protein of 319 amino acids. The transcript is spliced from 9 exons. Lineage: Eukaryota; Viridiplantae; Streptophyta; Magnoliopsida; Solanales; Solanaceae.